Molecule: messenger RNA, 2467 nt
Organism: Sebastes umbrosus (honeycomb rockfish)
Lineage: Eukaryota; Metazoa; Chordata; Actinopteri; Perciformes; Sebastidae
Gene: gpr19
Product: G protein-coupled receptor 19
Exons: 4
Coding region: 29-1708 (559 amino acids)
Biological process (GO): G protein-coupled receptor signaling pathway
Cellular component (GO): plasma membrane
Molecular function (GO): G protein-coupled receptor activity
Source: RefSeq, a predicted model, not a curated record
AGUAUUUUAAUGUUAAACCAGCCCUGUGAUGGAGCUGGUUGGCAACUCCUCCUCCUCCCUCUCCUCCAUCCUCCUCCUCCUCCUCCUCCCUCCCAUCAGCACCAUUGUUGGUUUCCCGUGGCGACCGGCCUGUUGGUUGCCAUGGCGACGUGCUGCGACAGCAAACCCCGUCAGCAUCAGACCAAUAAUUUGUAGCUGGACGACAUCGUUUCCUUUUAUAGAGCAAAGAGGGAAGGACGGUCGUCACGCUGCUCUGAGGGGACACAGACAGACAGUAGGUUAUAUACAACUGGACAGAGAGACAGACAGAUGGACAGAGAGACAGACAGCUGGACAGAGAGACAGACAGGUGGACAGACAGCCACCAAACAGCCAUGAUGUCUGCUGCCUUCACGGACCUCCUCUUCCUCCUCCUCCUCCUCCUCCUCCUCCAGGCUCCAGCUCGUCUCCUCUGAAUCGGAUAAACAGCAACAUGAAGCGUCUGUUCCCGCUCUGCUGUCAACCGAUGUCAUUUAACUUCUCUGAGAGGGAGAACUCGACUGUCCUGGCAACCUUACCCACAACCCCCCACUGCAGCCUCGAGGGUUCGUCCUCCGGCCAGCCCAACGGGACCGUCGCCUCUGAUGAGCUGACUUCAGGCGAGGUCGCUGUCCUGGGCUUGGUGUUCGGGGUUCUGUGGUUGGUGUCCAUCCUGGGGAAUGCCCUUGUCUGCUUGGUCAUCCACCGGAGCCGGCGGACUCAGUCCACCACCAACUACUUUGUGGUGUCUAUGGCCUGUGCAGACCUGCUCAUGAGUCUGGGUUGGGCGCCCUUCAUCCUCAUGCAGGUCGCCUCAGGACGAUGGCCAUUGAGCGCUGCCGCCUGCAAGGCAGUGCGCUACCUGCAGCACCUCUGCCCAGGUGUGCAGGUCUACGUCCUGCUUUCCAUCUCCGUAGACCGCUUCUAUACGAUCGUCUACCCGCUCAGCUUCAAGGUGUCCAGAGAGAAAGCCAAGAAGAUGAUCGUGGCGUCGUGGCUGUUUGACGCGGCCUUCGUGUCGCCGUGUCUCUUCUUCUACGGCUCCACAUCUGGCAGCAGUCACUGUGACUUUUUCCUCCCGGACAGCUGGAGCAGUAUAGCCUACGCUGCUGUUCACCUCCUGUUUGGUUUUUUGGUCCCAGUGGCGCUGAUCGUGUCGUUCUACCAGCGGGUGGUCCGCUACAUCUGGAGGAUCAGCGCCGACGGACACACGGUGCGCCGGACGAUGAACAUCGUCCCACGGACUAAAGUCAAGACCAUCAAGAUGUUCCUCAUGCUCAAUACAGUUUUCUUCCUCACCUGGACGCCGUUCUACGUCGCCCAGCUGUGGCACCCGAGGGAGUCUGACGGACCCGGCCGGCAGGGGCUGCUGUUCUUCUCCGCCAUCGCCUGGGUCUCCUUCAGCUCCACGGCGUCCAAACCAACCCUGUACUCCGUCUACAAUGCGAACUUCAGAAGGGGCAUGAGGGAGACCUUCUGCAUGUCAUCCAUGAAAUGCUACCGCAGUAACGCAUACACCAUCACGGCGAGCUCUCGGAUGGCCAAAAAGAACUACAUCGGGGUGGUGGAAAUCCCGGUGCAAGCGAAGACGGUCGCCAAGGACUCGGUUUAUGAUACGUUUGGACGAGAGGCGAAGGAAAAGAAGGUAGCCUGGACCACGAACGCCAACCCUCCCAAUACUUUUGUCUAAGUGGACGGUUUGGAAACUGUGAAACUUUUUCCUCAACAGCACAACAUCAGCGUUGGCGGGUGACCUAUAGCUGCUAGCUGGAGGCUAACAUGCUAACCCUGUAUUCACUCACAGACACAAUGUGUUCAGUUUGUAUAAAGGGCUUUCUCUCCGAUGUAACACACCUCCUGGCAGCCAUAUUGGAGCUGCGAACAGCUAGUCGUUUUUAUACUUCAGAUGUUAAUCAUAAUUUAUUUCUGUGCUGUUUUGAUGGAUUGUUUUGCCAUUGAUGCAUUUUGUUUUGAUAACGUCAGCUAGCUAACCAUCUAACCAUAGUCUGUGACCUGUUGUAAAUGCGUCUACAUAGAACAGCUGAAUCUCAAACGUAUGUAGAUGUUCAUAUUAGUUUAAAGGAUUUCUCAGGUAGUGCAGUCUGCAGUCAGUGGCCUACCCAUUAUACCCAUUAUUAUCAAAGACAGACUUGGAGGGAAUUCAUUGUAAUAUUUGUCCCAUGAAGUUAAAUAUUCACUUGUAUAUUGAUUUAUUCUAAUUCUCAACUAAACGAGGGAUGAAACCAGUAAAGAUUCUGCUGUGCCAGUAUCAUCAAAAUAUAAAUAAAUGAAUCCAUAAAUACUCACCGAACAUUUAUGAUUCUGUACUAUGGUUCUUCUUUUGGUUGGAGAUUCAAACUAUUUCAUCUCAAAUUUCGUCUUCUUCUUUUCCAUGUGGUGUUAUGUUCGUCUUCAAAGUAAAGAUCUUGAAAAAUACUGAAGUUUCAAA